GGGGGAGAAAAGAAAUUAUGGGAAGGGAUGCAGGUUUCUCUUCGUAUUACCCAACCUGCGGAUUCCAGGUGCGAACAGUUCACUCCCAGCGGCUCCACAGCGUCCACACCCCGUGUUGUUCCGAUUAUCUUGGAGCAGGCAGUGCUAUGGCCACACACUGCACACACUGAGUAGGCAUCAAUGCACCAACACAUUGUGUGUUGCAACAAAAUUGAGGCUGUGUAGGGUUGUGGCAAACAAAGGAUUAACGGAGGGAAGAUAUCCAAGGACUAAAUACCUGGUGUUCCAAAAUGAGCCCAGCCUUGUUACCUGAAGAUCACAAGUUGGUGUUUCCCCUCCUCCUCCUCUUCCACGUCCCCUUCACGUGUUUAUCUCAGUCAUCAUCAACAAGCAACAUCAGUAAUGGGACAUCAACCACUUCCUCCUCAAACUCCACCUCCCACAAGGCAAUUCCAGGCUGCCGUCCAGGACUGGAUCCUCUGUAUAGGUACCUGUGUGACCGCAGAGCAAUGUGGGGCAUCAUCCUGGAGACCCUGGCGUCCUCUGGGUUCCUCUUCAGUAUGGUCCUCCUUUUCGGCCUCCUUCUCUGGUCCCUGUGGAUCUGCGUCUCCUUACGGCACCAGCGCAGCAAUAUCGGAGGCACAUUGGCAUGCACGUCCAUGUUCCUGUUGGCCACAGGUGGCAUCUUUGCCAUCACCUUCUCCUUCAUCAUCCAGCUCAGCCCUCAGACGUGCCCCACCAGGCUCUUCCUGUUCGGCGUCUUCUUCUCCUUGGCUUUCUCCUGCUUGCUGGCUCGCUGCCUCGCUCUGAUGGGCUUCGCGGCCGCUCGAGGAUGGGGCGAGCCCGCCAUGACUCUGGGGCUUUUCACCGUGCAGGUGAUCAUCUCCACAGAGUGGCUCAUACUGGUCUUGGUGCGGGAUAAGAAGCCCUGCGAGUACAGCCAAGAGGAGUUUGUCAUGCUGCAGAUCUACGUCCUGUGCCUCCUGGCCAUCAGCUUGAUCCUGUCCGUGCACUUCCUGUGUCGCUCCUGCUUUAUGUACAGCUACAGCUACGCGGGUGCCACCCACCAGCAGAGCAGGCAACAGGCUGUGCUCCUCUUCCUCACGCUGUUGCUCUCUGCCGGCAUCUGGGCGGCAUGGAUCGCCAUGCUCAGCAGAGGGAACUCGAAGUUGGGCCGUCGGCCGCAGUGGGACGACCCGGUGCUCGCCGUGGCCUUGGUCGCCAACGGCUGGGCGUUGUUGAUGGGACACGGCUUGUCGCAAGUUGCCUUCCUCUGCAGGGGGGAGGCCAAAUCCAAGGAGAUCCCUCUGAGCUUUGCGGGCUGGACCAGCCCCAGUGCUGACAUCCCAGGAUUGAACAGUCCCAAGGCGGGAACAGAGAACGGAAGCUUCGAGAACGAGCCAGAAAACAGAAGAGGCAGGCGAGCUGAUCCAACACUGCGAUCACCCUACGAGUCCGGAUUCUCUAUGACCGAAAUUGACCCCAAUAAAGAUUACACGAUUCCUCGCCCUCAGAGCACCAACUACAGAGAACCAUAUGAUGAAUAUUAUGGGCAAUUUUAAAAUCGCUCUCUUGCACAUGUGCAAGAAACGUAUGCUCUACUUGGCACAAAAACAAUUCAUGUAUUUCUUGAUUGUAAAUAUUGUGUGAUAAAAUACAACUGAAAUACAGAAGGUACAGUACUAGUACUACUAGUUAGUGCAGUAUGCUUGUCUUCUUCAGGAGCACUGCCAAUGUGCUUGCAACCCUCAACCCUAAUUUGGUAAAUGCCACAUGCCUCACUAUAAGAUUCCUGUUAUUUCCACCUGUCAAUACAAAAAUAAUGAAUAAUAACAAUAUUGGUAUACCAUUAUUGUAAACAAUGAUAUUUAUUAUAAUCUUUCUCCAGUUCAAGUAAAAAUAAAAAAAAUCAUGUCGUGCACUAACUAUACCAGUUUGAGAUCGACAGAUACACAUCAAGCAGGCCUAUACAAUCUAUUCGAGCAGUUACAGUGGUUCUGUGUGUGUAAUGCAUGCAAAACUACAGCAGUACGUAAAGCAAAUUUCGCCACAGAGAUGAGAAAAAUCCAUCCAUUUUCUACCGCUUAUCCGGGUCGGG
Messenger RNA from Phycodurus eques (leafy seadragon), 2098 nucleotides. Its product is annotated as retinoic acid-induced protein 3. NCBI's taxonomy places the organism in Eukaryota, Metazoa, Chordata, Actinopteri, Syngnathiformes, Syngnathidae. Bases 291 to 1562 code for a protein of 423 amino acids. The record is from RefSeq and is a predicted model, not a curated record. Gene Ontology annotation, biological process: G protein-coupled receptor signaling pathway. Gene Ontology annotation, cellular component: extracellular exosome; plasma membrane; signaling receptor complex. Gene Ontology annotation, molecular function: protein kinase activator activity; G protein-coupled receptor activity. The transcript has 4 exons.